AUGAUGAAGAGGCAGGACCAGGAGGAGCAGAAUAGGGAAGGGGCCCCAAAGAGCACUGAAGGGAUGGAUUGCGCGGGCAGGGGCGGCCGCAUCCCCGUGACCGGGCGCAGCGACAUGGAGCCGCCCGCCGCGUUCUCCGGCUUCCCGGCCCUGCCCUCGGUCGCGCCGUCGGGGCCGCCGCCGUCGCCGCUCGCCGCGGCCGAGCCGGGGCCGGAGCCCGAGGAGGCGGCCGCGGGCCGCGGGGAGCCGGAGCCCGCCCCCGCGCCCGGCCCGGGGCGGCGGCGGCGGCGGCCCCUGCAGCGCGGGAAGCCGCCCUACUCGUACAUCGCGCUCAUCGCCAUGGCGCUGGCGCACGCCCCGGGCCGCCGCCUCACGCUGGCCGCCAUCUACCGCUUCAUCACCGAGCGCUUCGCCUUCUACCGCGACAGCCCGCGCAAGUGGCAGAACAGCAUCCGCCACAACCUGACGCUCAACGACUGUUUCGUCAAGGUGCCGCGUGAGCCGGGCAACCCGGGCAAGGGCAACUACUGGACGCUCGACCCCGCGGCCGCCGACAUGUUCGACAACGGCAGCUUCCUGCGGCGCCGCAAGCGCUUCAAGCGCGCCGAGCUGCCCGCGCUGCCCGCCGCCGGCCCGCCGCCGUUCCCCUACGCGCCCUACGCGCCCGCGCCCGGGCCCGCGCUGCUCGCGCCGCCGCCCCCCGCCGCGCCCGGGCCCGCGCCGCCCGCGCGCCUCUUCAGCGUCGACAGCCUGGUGAGCCUGCAGCCCGAGCUGGCGGGGCUGGGCGCCCCCGAGCCGCCCUGCUGCGCCGCGCCCGACGCCGGCGCCGCCUUCCCGCCCUGCCCGGCCGCCGCCUCGCCGCCGCUCUACCCGCCCGCCGCCGAGCGCCUGGGGCUGCCCGCGCCGCGCCCCGGCCCCGGCCCGCUCCCCGCCGAGCCCCUGCUGGCCCUGGCCGGGCCCGCCGCCGCGCUCGGCCCGCUCGGCCCCGGGGAGGCCUACCUGAGGCAGCCGGGCUACGCGCCCGGCCUCGAGCGCUACCUGUGA
This is a messenger RNA of Hyaena hyaena (striped hyena), 1044 nucleotides long. It is a transcript of the gene FOXE3, whose product is annotated as forkhead box E3. The coding region runs from base 1 to 1044 and encodes 347 amino acids. Lineage: Eukaryota; Metazoa; Chordata; Mammalia; Carnivora; Hyaenidae. Gene Ontology annotation, biological process: anatomical structure morphogenesis; regulation of transcription by RNA polymerase II; cell differentiation. Gene Ontology annotation, molecular function: DNA-binding transcription factor activity, RNA polymerase II-specific; RNA polymerase II cis-regulatory region sequence-specific DNA binding. The record is from RefSeq and is a predicted model, not a curated record. The transcript is spliced from 2 exons.